This is a messenger RNA of Ichthyophthirius multifiliis, 495 nucleotides long. RefSeq lists its product as hypothetical. NCBI's taxonomy places the organism in Eukaryota, Ciliophora, Oligohymenophorea, Hymenostomatida. The transcript has 4 exons. The record is from RefSeq and is a predicted model, not a curated record.
AUGAUUUCUUCUAUUUUAUAUUAAACUCCUGAAAAUAUUAAUGCUAAUCCUUACAUUGUUUGCGUUGCACGUUUAGGAUAAAAUUAAAUAAAAAGAACAUAAGUAUGGGCCGGUAAUAAAUAUGAAGCAAAUUGGACUGAUUAACUUAAAUUAUACAGAAAUAAUGAAGAAAACCUAGAAAUAAGAAUAAGUGCUAUGGAAAGUCCAUAGAGUUCUUAAGCUUAACUUUUAGGAGUCGCUGUAAUACCAAUAACAUAAGCUUUAUAAAUGUAAAAUUAAGAACUAUGUUAUACUUUAAAUAUAAAAGAAAAAGAAGCAGGACAGGAUAUUAAUCUUAUUUAGUAAUAAUAAUCUUGUUAGUUAUAAUAAAUAUAAAACUAAUAAUAAAAAUUAACUUAUCCUAAUAAUACAAAUUAAUUAUAUUAUGAUUCUGCUUAACCUUAAACAUAAUGUUUGACUAAUUCUUAAAUAAAAUUAGUUUCAUUACCUUAGUGA